Molecule: messenger RNA, 2453 nt
Organism: Pseudophryne corroboree (corroboree frog)
Lineage: Eukaryota; Metazoa; Chordata; Amphibia; Anura; Myobatrachidae
Product: bactericidal permeability-increasing protein-like
Exons: 15
Coding region: 178-1668 (496 amino acids)
Molecular function (GO): lipid binding
Source: RefSeq, a predicted model, not a curated record
AAACUCUCAUACACCCAUGGUUCUGUGCACAGAUGCUAAUAAGCAGCCAGUUAGUAAGCCGGAGUCGCCCUCGUGCCAGGGGCUACAGGCCAUUGCAGAAGACUGAUCACUAAGCACUUUAGGGCUGGGACAUGAUUUUCCACCAGUUUGUUUGUUUAAUGUGCCAGGCCUGUGUCUAUGCAUGUUAAAGUGCAGUGUCUGCUGCCAUUAAAGACACUGAUUCACCGUGAACCUGCCUGUCGUGAGUCCUCAUUUCUACAACCCUGUUAUAUUCUUCAAAUCAUUAGAGGAACAAUUUGGAAAGAAGGCCAGCUAUGGACACGGCAGCAGGGAAUGAGUGUUCUGCAACAGGAGCUUGCAAAGGUGCAUAUUCCAGACUUCUCAGGCUCUGCACAUAGUCCUCUAGGAAAAAUUAAGUACAGUUUCCACAGCAUGGUAGUCCGCAGCUUCCAGUUACCCAGCUCACAAAUCAGCCCUGUCCCCAAUGUGGGUCUAAAGCUGUCAAUCUCCGGAGCCUUCAUCGACAUUACAGGAGACUGGAAGAUCAAGACAAAGUUGCAUAUAUCAGCAAAGGGUGGUUUCGACCUGAAGGUGGAAGGGCUCAGCAUUUCUGUAGGGUUGAAGCUGGGAAGUGACGGUAUCGGAAGACCAACAAUUGCUCUGUCUGACUGCAGCUGCCACAUCUCAGAUGUCAAGGUUCAUGUGUCUGGGAAAUUUGGAUGGUUGGUUGAUCUUUUCCACCACAAUAUUGACAGUGCAUUAAGAAAAGCAAUAGAGAACCAGGUCUGCCCUCUGGUCAGUAAUGCAAUUACCAGCAAAUUGGAACCACUUCUACUAACAUUACCAGUUACCGCAAAGAUUGACAGUGUGGCUGCUAUUGAUUAUUCUCUGACUGGACCGCCACCAGUGAUGGGGGAUUGUGUGGAUGUACAGCUAAAGGGAGAAUUUUUCGAACUCUCUCAUCGCAAUCCUCCUCCAUUCUCACCGCAUGCCCUGUCCUUACCUGUGGACCACAACCUCAUGAUUUACUUUGGAGUCUCUGAUUACUUGUUUAACACAGCUGGACUUGUUUAUCAUUUAGCUGGAAGACUGGUCUUCAAUGUCACUGACAAUAUGAUUCCUAAGGAUUUUAACAUUAGACUGAACACUUCCUCAUUCGGGGCACUGAUACCUCAGUUAUCGAAGAUGUACCCCAAUAUGCUUAUGAAACUGCAGAUUUCAUCUACCUCAGCUCCAUCUUUGGACAUAAAACCUGGAAAUGUAUCUAUCUCACCAAAAAUGGAUAUCCAAGCAUAUGCCAUCUUACCCAAUGCCUCUUUGGCUCCUGUUUUCCUUCUGAACCUGACAACCGCUGCUCUGGCAAAAGUGGGUGUGACCUCAAGCCGGAUUUCAGGGAACCUUGAAGUUAGCAAGGUACAGAUUGAUCUUAAACACUCUGAUGUGGGACCUUUUUCUGUGUUAAUAUUAAAUGCGGCUGUGAAUUAUUAUAUUUCACAUGUGCUACUCCCCCAAGUGAAUGUGAUCCUGAACAAAGGUUAUCCACUGUCACUGCUGGAUCACAUGCAGCUCACAGAUGUUGUCCUACAGCCCCGUGAGGACUACCUUCUCUUUGGGGCAAAUGUCCAGUAUGGCAAAAUAGAUGAGAGGAACUGGUUCUUCGACUUAUAACUCUGUGCAGGGACAAAGGAUGAAGGGUUUGAUACAUCAAGUUUGCCGGAAAAUUACAGUUAGAUGAAAAUGCUGUUACUCCCACUGAGUGUGUGUCUCAUUUUAAAUGAUCUACACAGCACACUCAUUGGUCAUACGUUCCAUUGGUAUUUUAUAGUCCAGUCACAUGCAGAGAAUUGUAAAUGUGAGCAAACAGAUCUGAAAGUCAACUUUGUUUUGAAAUUAUUAUUUUUCUUUUUUUCAAAAAUGUUUUUAUUGAAUUCGGAGAAGGCAAAUAAACUAAUACAAAUGCCAUAAACAUGUAUUUAGAUUACAUUUCAAUAAUAGUAGUACAAUUGCUAAGACUGCACAGCACAGCGAUCAAACAAAGGUAUUGUGAGAAACAAACAUUGAAAGAUGAGUAGGUGAGAUUCAAAGUCCAUCUGCCCUCACGUUCCAUCUGCUUCAAUAAGAGAGCUGGUAUAUGCCUCCAACUUGAGGCAUUAAGAAUAAAGACUCCACUCUUAUUUUCAUAUUUUCCAGCCAGUAUGGAAAGAAAAAUGUAAUAGUGACUUCAAUAAUAAAAGAGAAGAAAAGAAAGGGAAAAAAAAGGGAAAGGGGAAGGAAGAAAAGGAUGGGAAAAUGGGGAAAAAAGAGUCACCGACACCAUCUCAAGUAUAAUCAAUUGGGGGGUCUCGUAAUACCAGGCUUGUUUCAUACCAUUGCGUAGAUUUAAAACAAUGUUGUACUUGUCUUUUGAUAUCAAUAUUUAGAGUGUCAAUAAAGCUUUCCCAAAUUGAAAAGAA